Molecule: messenger RNA, 1431 nt
Organism: Gossypium arboreum
Lineage: Eukaryota; Viridiplantae; Streptophyta; Magnoliopsida; Malvales; Malvaceae
Product: UDP-glycosyltransferase 708C1-like
Exons: 1
Coding region: 1-1431 (476 amino acids)
Molecular function (GO): UDP-glycosyltransferase activity
Source: RefSeq, a predicted model, not a curated record
AUGUCGAUUUCCCCAGGUUCUGUCACAUCUCAGCCGCACAUUGCCCUCUUUCCGAGUGCCGGAAUGGGUCAUCUGACCCCUUUUCUCCGCCUCGCCUCGCUGCUAUUAUCCCACAACUGUAAGCUAACUUUGAUCACCACAAAACCUACUGUUUCAGUCGCUGAAUGUACACACAUUUCUUCCUUUCUCUCCAAACAUCCAGAAAUCAAUCAUAUUGAAUUCCAUGUCCCUCCAAUGCAGCAUUCGGAUUCCAUUUCGGAUGACCCUUUUUUCAUCCAAUUCGAAGCCACUAGCCGCUCUGCACAUCAGAUACAUCCAUUGUUAGCUUCUUUAACUCCACCGAUUUCCGCCAUUUUUGCAGACCUUGUGGUCGCCAAUGGUACCAACAAAGUUGCGGUUGAUCUCGGGGUACGAAACUAUGUUGUUUCCACCACUUCUCUCAAGUUUCUUUCACUCAUGGCGUAUCUACCGAUCCUGACAACAUCGGAUGCUGCUAAGCUCGUCGAUGGUGCCGCCGAGAUCGAGAUCCCGGGGCUGACCCCGUUUCCGAUAUCAAGCAUUCCACCUCCAUUCUUCAAUGCCGAUCAUGGAUUUACAGCAACCCUUGUUUCAAACGCUAAAGCUCUCCCUUUCUGCAAUGGAAUCCUAAUGAACACCUUUGAAUCCUUUGAGCCUGAAACUCUUUCAGCAAUCAGCAACAAGAGAGCCUUAAGCAAUCUCCCAUCGAUUCUCCCUAUAGGACCAUUGGAAACUUAUGGUCUCAACAUGAACGACCAAACUCGAUAUCUUCCAUGGCUGAACGACCAACCAGCUGAAUCAGUCGUUUUCUUAAGCUUCGGAAGCAGAACGGCCAUGUCGAAAGAUCAAAUAAAGGAAUUAAGUGAUGGACUAGAGAGAAGUGGGUAUCGAUUCCUUUGGGUUCUCAAGACGAAAAAAGUUGACAAAGAUGAAAAAGAAGAUUUGGGAGAGAUAUUAAGCAGUUCAUUUCUCGAAAGCACAAAGAACAGAGGUAUGGUAAUCAAAGAAUGGGUGAACCAGCAAGAUAUUCUGGGAAAUGCAGCCAUUGGAGGAUUUGUAAGCCAUUGUGGGUGGAACUCAGUGAUGGAAGCUGCUGGGAAUGGGGUUCCAGUGCUGGCAUGGCCUCAACAUGGGGACCAAAGAACAAAUGCAGAGGUUUUGGAGAAAGCUGGGCUGGGAAUAUGGGAUGCAACGUGGGGAUGGGGAGGUCAGAGAUUGGUUAAACAAGAUGAGAUUCAGAGAAAGAUCAGUGAGUUGAUGACAGAUGAGAAGCUGAAGAGUAAGGCUAAAAGUGUAGGGAAUGAAGCUAAGAAAGCUACUGGAAAUGGUGGGACUUCCAAAAACACAAUCCUGGAAACCAUUGAAUCGUUGAAGCAAAAUGUGCAGACUGUUUUAGGAACUCAUAAAAAUUAG